AUGGCAUAUCUUUGGAUUUCAGGCGGUGGCAACCUCCUGAGAGACCUCCAGAACGGACUCCUCAGGUCCAGGGGCUACAUGAUCCCGAGGCAGAACAGGGAAUAUCUCGACUCCAUCUCUGGCAAGACCUUCGGAUCAUCCAAGAGAUUCAGCGGACCCCUCUUCGCCGCUGAUAAGAGGAACGGCAUGGACGAGAUCGACAGAGUCGGCUUCAACACCUUCAUCAAGAAGAAGAAUUUCGACGAAAUUGACCGAAGCGGUUUCGACGGCUUCGUCAAGAGAAAUUUCGACGAAAUCGACCGGGCAGGUUUCAACGGUUUCGUUAAGAGGUCUACAGAAUAA
Nezara viridula (southern green stink bug) is the source of this 342-nucleotide messenger RNA. The record is from the annotation of a GenBank genome assembly. Lineage: Eukaryota; Metazoa; Arthropoda; Insecta; Hemiptera; Pentatomidae.